This is a messenger RNA of Lactuca saligna, 787 nucleotides long. Lineage: Eukaryota; Viridiplantae; Streptophyta; Magnoliopsida; Asterales; Asteraceae. The record is from the annotation of a GenBank genome assembly.
CUUUGGAUGGUAAGAUUCUCGAUUACACUAUAUAAAUACGAACUAUGAUCAUUCAUUGCAAUUACCAACAGCCCCAAGAGACAUUUGUACUUGGAACAUGGAGUCGCGUCUUUCUUUCUUGGCACUCUUUUUUCUCAUCAUGCAGAUCACUGUCACUGUCUAUGCUAGGCCAAAUCCUGAAGAAUAUCAGCAAAACUCGCAUGUUCAUGGAGGUUCUUUGGUGUCAACCGAUGUCACAAAGAGAUCAAGCAAAUGCAACGAAAGAAAGUCCUCCAAAGAGGACUUCGAACCAAGGCCUAAUAUCUCAGUGUAUGAUAACAGCGCAGGUUUAAAAGAUAAGAAGAUGUUUCCCGAUGACUUUGAGCCAAGACCAAAUAUUUCGAUUUAUGAAAAUGGAGAAAAUGUAAAAGGUAAGAAGAUGUCUAAUGAAGAGUUUGAGCCAAGACCAAAUAUCUCCGUUUACGACAACACUGCAAGUCUUAAAGGUAAAAGGACAUUUAAUGAAGAGUUUGAGCCAAGACCAAGUGCCACAGCAUACAAAGGUUAACGGUAUGUAGUGGCGAUAAUGUUUAUUACCAAUGAAGUGUGUAAUAUAUUUGAAGCAAGAAUAAAGCGAGGCUUAAAUGUCUUGGAAUGAUGCUUUUAAAUUUGGGAGCUGGAGGACAUCAUGUAAAUUAUUAUAUCCAUAUUUUGUUGGUUUGUAUGCAUCUAUAUUUAAUUUUGGUUGGUAUGCAUCGUAUUGUGUAAUAUAUAUAUUCUUGAGCUAUUUUUGGGUUCGAUAGUUAAA